CGUCCACAGUCGAACAAGAUGAGCCUCAGCGACAAGGUGGUGAUUGUGACGGGGGCAAGCAGCGGCAUUGGUGCUGCCAUCGCCCAGGUAAUGGCCCGUGAGGGAGCACAUUUGUCGCUGGUCGGACGCAACGUUAAAAAUUUGGAGGCGACCCAAGCGACAGUCCAGCAGCUAUAUAAAGGCGUCCAGACACUCACUGUGGAGGCCGAUGUGACCAAGGAUGCGAAUGCAAUAAUACAACAGACGCUGGACAAAUACGGACGCAUCGAUGUGCUGGUGAAUAAUGCCGGCAUUUUGGGUAACGGCCCGCUCAUCGAUCUGGACAUGGACGAAUUCGAUGCGGUGCUCAAUACAAAUCUGCGCGCCGUUGUGGUCCUCACCAAGGCAGCUCUGCCGCAUCUGAUAAAGACAAAAGGCGCUGUGGUCAACAUUAGCAGCUGUGCCGGCAUCCGUCAUUUUCCCGGCGCCCUCUCCUACGGCAUAUCGAAGGCGGCACUGGAUCAAUUCACGAAAAUCGUCGCGCUGGAGCUGGCGCCGCAGGGCGUCCGUGUGAACUCGGUGAAUCCGGGCUUUGUGGUCACCAACAUACACAGUCGCAUUGGCAUUGUGGACGAGGCAUACAAUACGAUGCUCGAGCGCGCCAUCAACUCCCAUCCCAUGGGCCGUGUCGGCGAUGUGUUUGAGGUGGCCGAGGCCGCCGCAUUCCUGGCCAGCUCCAAGGCCAGCUUCACCACUGGCGCCCUGCUGCCCGUCGAUGGGGGCAAAAAUAAUUUUACGCCACGCUAAAUGACACAAAGUAUUCCCAGCUAUUCAUAUGUGUAAAUGUUUCUCUUUUUUUUUCUGCUUUCUGUUUUCCUUUUUGUUUUGUUCAUUCUUUUGUGCUGUUUAAGUGAAAUACAUGUAAAAUGAAUUUGGUUUCA
Drosophila navojoa is the source of this 920-nucleotide messenger RNA. RefSeq lists its product as uncharacterized. Lineage: Eukaryota; Metazoa; Arthropoda; Insecta; Diptera; Drosophilidae. The record is from RefSeq and is a predicted model, not a curated record. Gene Ontology annotation, molecular function: oxidoreductase activity.